Messenger RNA from Medicago truncatula (barrel medic), 2892 nucleotides. RefSeq names its product AT-rich interactive domain-containing protein 2. Gene Ontology annotation, molecular function: DNA binding. Lineage: Eukaryota; Viridiplantae; Streptophyta; Magnoliopsida; Fabales; Fabaceae. The record is from RefSeq and is a predicted model, not a curated record. Bases 901 to 2649 code for a protein of 582 amino acids. The transcript is spliced from 6 exons.
AACCUUCUCGUUUGGACAUAGUCACUAGUCACUACUGUACUCUACUGUACAAAGAUAAACAAACACCGAAACAUGCAUUUUUUGUUUCUGAUUUCGAAGAGAAUUUUUUUUUGGAAUUUUGCUGUCUUUGUAUUUAUUUUCUUUCCUGAUUUCAAACAGAUUUUUCUUCUUCCUCUGAAUCUUCUAAUGUUUUUGUAAUUGGGUUGUUAUGAAGCAGGAUGAUGAGUGAUUACAAGGUGAAGAUGAUCAAUGAUGUCAUGCAACAGUUUUUUCUUGAAUUUCAUCGACCUAAGUUACACACAAUUCAUUCCAAGUCCUUAUGAAGAAAGUGCAUGGAAGAUAUUCAGGUCUAUUGGCUGUUGCUCAAAUAAAUUGCUACACUCAACAGCUGAUCAAAACCUUUUUCUUUGAUAUUCAGGUCUGGUUCAGUUUGUUUAGAUGUUAUUAGCCAGACUUGGAAUCCUAUGUUUGCUUCUUAUAUACCCCAAUGCAUCAGAUCCACUGAAUGGUGAUGCUGCUUCCUUGAUGACGUGAGAUCGUGCUGCAUAUGAACAAAAAGUUAAAGGUCCUUAUCAAGAAGGUGUCUGGAAGACAAGAGUGGAGGAGCUUCCUGAUGUUUAUCCUUCAUUGAAAUUCUACAGCAGCACCAGUUAGUACCAUCACCGCCACCAUUAAUUAUCAAUAAUUUUCAGGUUUCAACUUUGAUCUUGAGAUUAAUUGUACCUAUCUCUUCAUACUGCCAGGAAACCCUUCAUUUCCUUGAUGUCACCGCCAUUUUUGUGAUGUUCUGUGUUUGUACGAUCAACAUAAACAAAAAGGCAAGCUAGGUUUUUUUUUGCCUCCUUUAUUUUUGUUAUAAAAUUCAAAACAUAUUUAGUAUAGAAUUAGAGUCAAAAGUUCAUGGCAAACGGGUCAUCCCUUGAUCGGUCUGAAGCUGAAACAUUUACUGAAUUUCAUAGAAAUGGCGGUUGUCUUGUCGAGGGUCGUGUUGAUAGUGCUGAUCAUGACAAUGACAAGGCUAAACAAAAAUCUUUGUUUUGUCAAUUUUUUUCGGCUUACCUAAAGGAGAAUUGUAGUAGAGGCAAUGUGAGGCCUGUGCCGGUGAUGCUCGGUGAGGGUCAAUUGCUUGAUUUAUAUCAAUUGUUCUCCCUUGUGAAGGAAAAAGGUGGGUAUGAUGCGGUAUCAAGAAAAGGGUUGUGGAAGUCUGUGAUAGUUGAACUGGGUUUGGACCUUCGUGUUCUACCUUCGGUGAAAUUAUUUUUUGACAAAUAUCUGAAUGAUUUCGAAGGUUGGCUCAGGAAAUCUCUCGAAGAGAAUAGUUUAAAAAAUGGGAAUGAUGGGUAUUUGAACUCAUUGCCAAUAGAUCUAGAAAAAGAGUUUCAAAACCUUUUUUGCUCAAAUCUAAAGGACAAAGAUGAUGAUUUUGUCCCGUUAGAAUCGAGUAACAUCAUAAAGCACAUUGAUUUGGUUAACCACAAGAGUGAUGGUUAUUUAUUGGACACUAAAAAUCAAAAUAACAAAUGUGACGGUGUCCAAAAUGUUAACAGUGAUGGUAAUGGCGGCUACGAUGAAAAAUUGGGCACUGGUGUUAAGGAUGAUAUAACCGCCUCUUGUGCGGAAACUGAGAAGGAAUUUAAUUCUCGCAAACGUAAACUAGAAUCGCCUAUAGCUCAACCAUUAACAGAACCAUCAAAGGGGAAGGAGUAUAAAGAAGGCCAGGACAUUUUUGUUCAGAGGCUAAGGGCACAAGAUGUUCUGUCGGUCAGAAAGCAUGCAGAACCAAACCGUGGAUCAUCAUCCAAGAAGGAGAAGAUGAAUCCUGCCAAGUAUGAGGAUCUGAGACGUAGUAAAAGGCUGUCUGUCGCUCUUAAGUUGCAUGGUAUGGAAUCAGAAAAAAGUCCUAUGGAGAAAACAACUGGCAAACCAGACGUCAUGAUCAAGAAGAAAAAAUCAACUUCCAAAGCAGCUGUGACAAAAAAGAAAAUAUCAACUGCCAAAGCAGCUGUGACUGAAGAGAAAAAAUACGACCCAUUUAGUGAUGAUUCUCGUGAUGUUUCUGUUGGUCCUCUUUUCCAAGUGGAAGUCCCACAAUGGACUGGUAUAGUUUAUGGGAGUGACUCUAAAUCGUUAGGCACACAAGUAUGGCCUGUUAAAGAUGAUUCAAGACCUACUACAGAAACAGAUCUUAUUGGUAGAGGAAGACGAGGAAAGUGUAGCUGCAAUGUUCAAGGUUCAGUUGACUGUGUAAGAUCACAUGUUGCUUCAAACAGGAUGAAGCUGAAGUUUGAGUUGGGUUCUGCAUUUUACCAUUGGGGAUUUGAUAAAAUGGGCGAGGAAGUUUCACUUCAAUGGACAGGUGAUGAAGAAAAGAGAUUUAAGGAUAUAAUGAGUCUAAAAAUCCCCUCCCAAAACAAGUCUUUUUGGAACAAUCCAUCCAGUUACUUUCAAAAGAGGACAAGAAAAGACAUGGUGAGUUAUUACUUCAAUGUAUAUCUUAUUCAACUAAGAAGUUAUCAGAAUCGAGUGACUUCGGAGACUGUUGACAGUGAUGAUGACGAAAUCGAAUUUGAAUCUUUUGGUGAUGGUUUCGGGAGGAAAGCUAUCCAGCGUCCAUCAAUUGAAUUCAAGGAGUGUUCAGAGAACAAGUAAUGCUUUGAUUUUAAGUAGACAAAACAGUGUGAUAAGCCAUUUGAGGAAGAAAUUGUAGAAGCUGCAAUUAAUUUUGUCUGAUGUGAUUCUGUUGUUUAUUGCGUCCUCCUUGGAGGCGCUGCCACCCCCCGCCCCGGACAACAACAUUUAUGCUGUAAAACUUUGUUUUCACUUUUGGAUAGCAUUGUGCUGUAAAACUAGCCGUUUAGUCAGAGCGCUUUCAAGUUUACGGUUUUAGUUAGA